Molecule: messenger RNA, 5772 nt
Organism: Calliphora vicina (urban bluebottle blowfly)
Lineage: Eukaryota; Metazoa; Arthropoda; Insecta; Diptera; Calliphoridae
Gene: nebu
Product: nebulosa
Exons: 4
Coding region: 1113-2666 (517 amino acids)
Biological process (GO): carbohydrate transport; transmembrane transport
Cellular component (GO): membrane
Molecular function (GO): sugar transmembrane transporter activity
Source: RefSeq, a predicted model, not a curated record
UGGAGAGAGAGAGAGAGUGGAUUACAAUUUACUUUAUUAAGGAAAAUACGUUGAGCAAAAUAUGUUUUUAUUUGGCGCGUAAGGUAUACAACGAGACAUUAACAAUCAAGUCGUGGCGGUGUUAAGAAAUACACAAAAUAAAACAUCCAAUAAUAUUUUAUUUAUACAAAACAAAACGCUUAACAAAAUUUCAAAAGAUACACUAACUACUAUUUUCAAAUAGCUAUCAACAGAAAACGUUAAUUAUAAAAAUUCGUUAAUAAAAAAGUUAAAGAAAAAACCGGCUUGUUUUAAAAAUUCAAAUAAAGUUUCAUAAAAAACCUAACAAAAAAAAUACUCAAAAUUUGUUGUUAUUUAACAAAAAUUAAAAACAAAAAAAUACUCGAAUAGGGUUUAAAAAAAUUCCAUUAACCAGACUACAAAAUACUCCAGAAACAAUUGCUAAACAUUUUUAAAAAAAAUUAAACAAAAGACACAAGGAAAAUAAUUAACAAUAAAAUUCUCUAUUUACAAUUUAUAAAAAAAAGAACUGACAGUAACAGAGUUGUGUUUAACUCUGUUAACCUUUAAAAUAUUCGUGUGAAAAGAAGAAAAAGAGACCAAAACGCAGGCGCUUUAAUGCCCCCAGUAUUUGCAAAAGUGUAGGCGUUAAUCAAAUAAUGAACAAUAGUGUGUGUUUUGUAACCUUAACGUUAAAGGACACAUUCAAAAGGACAUUACCUUCCCCACCAUCAGCAUUAUCAUCUUCUGACAACGUAAUAAUUAAACAUUUGCUACGAAAUUCGUCAUUUAACUAUUUUAAUGUACCGCAAAGAAAUUGCUGAAAAUUGUAUUCAAAAGUUUCACACAAAACAACAAGAAAAUAACAAAAACAAUAAUAAAAAUAAAUUACAAACAACUUAUACUCAAAACAUAUCCCGAACUUAGUAUUUAUUUGUUUAAAACAAAUUAAAAAUUUAAAAAAUUACAACAAAAUAUUUAUUAAAACUAGUGUUAAAAUACUAAAGUAAUCUCAUAUUUAUUAAUAUUAUUUAUUAAAUAACAAAAAAAUCUCAUCAUAUAUCUUAUAUACAAAAUACAUAAACAACAACAACAACAAAAAUCUAUUCAAAAUGUCAUCAACCUCAUCGGAAUCGAAUCUUAAACACAAUAACGCCAUGUUGGCCACCGAAGAAAGUUCACAUUUGUUGGAAAAGGCUGUAAAUGGAACUGAAAAAUAUGGCUCACAACCAGCGGAUCAAGAUAACUUACUCAGUAACAUGGUUCACACGAGCGAAUCGAAUUCAAAAACUCUGCCACAAUAUGUGGCAGCCUUAUCGGCCGCUGGCGGAGCCUUUGCAGCUGGUACAGUGUUAGGUUGGACCUCGCCGGCUCAAGCAGAACUAACAAAUGCUAAAUAUAGUUUCACAGUGGAUGAAAAUGCUUUCUCAUGGAUCGGUUCGGCUAUGACUUUGGGUGCCGCCUUUGUUUGUAUACCCAUAGGUUUCCUAAUCAAUCUUAUUGGUCGUAAACUAACUAUGCUGUUGUUGGUGUUGCCCUUCACUUUGGGUUGGUGUCUGUUGAUCUGGGCCCAGAAUGUGGAAAUGAUGUAUACGGCUCGUUUUAUAUUGGGUGUCUCCGGUGGCGCCUUCUGUGUAACAGCUCCCAUGUAUACGGGAGAGAUAGCACAGAAAGAUAUUCGUGGCUCAUUGGGUAGUUUCUUCCAGCUGAUGAUAACGGCUGGUAUUCUAUUUGUGUAUGCCAUUGGUGCCGGCUUAAAUGUAUUUUGGAUGAGUAUUGUAUGCGGUAUUUUACCUUUAGUAUUUGGGGCUAUAUUUGUAUUUAUGCCUGAAUCUCCUACCUAUUUGGUUAGUAAAAAUAAUAACGAAAGUGCUGUUAAAUCAAUUCAAUGGUUGCGCGGCAAGGACUACGAUUACAGAAUGGAAAUCGAAGAAUUAAAGGAGACUGAACAAAAAAUUAAGGAUACUCCCGUUUCUAUUGGCAGUGCUCUCAUGCGUCCUGUUACCCUUAAAGCAUUGGGCAUCAGUUUGGGUCUUAUGUUCUUCCAACAAUUGUGUGGUAUCAAUGCUGUCAUUUUCUAUUCAACCGAUAUUUUCAGGGAUGCUAAUACCGGUAUUAAUGAAAACCUUUCGACCAUUGUUGUUGGCAUUAUGCAGGUCAUUGCCACUUUUGUCUCCGUUAUGGUUGUCGAUAAAUUGGGCCGUCGCAUCUUGCUCUUGGCCUCCUCCAGUGUUAUGGCCAUUGCCACCACCGCCAUGGGCGUCUAUUUCUAUAUGAAGCAACAAGAUGAAGCAUCCGUUACCAAUCUCGGCUGGUUGCCCGUUAGCAGUUUGUGUAUAUUCAUCAUUAUGUUCUCGAUUGGUUUCGGACCCGUGCCCUGGUUGAUGAUGGGUGAAUUGUUUGCUUCUGACAUUAAGGGCGUGGCCGGUUCCAUUGCUGGCACCUCCAAUUGGGUGUUGGCCUUCAUUGUAACCAAGACAUUUGUUAACUUGAAAGAAGCCAUUGGCAGCGGUCAAACAUUUUGGCUAUUUGCUGGCAUUACAGUGGUAGGAGCCAUCUUUGUAUUUGUGUUUGUUCCCGAAACCAAGGGCAAGAGUUUGAAUGAAAUUCAAGAUGAGUUGAGCGGCAAAUCAAACAGAAAUCAAAGCAAUGGUAAUGCUAUCUAAAUGAAGAGUCUCGCCGUGUAAGCAGUCAGUUUUUAAGCAGGAGAUUUUAAGAAAAUAAAGAAAGGCAUGUCUCAGCAUGUCCUUACACAACAACACUAAAACACAUUUAUUAAAAAAAAAACAAACAAAAUGGAAAAUGAAAACAUGCUUUUAAUUUUCAUCUCAUCAUGUCAUUUGUUAAACAUUUUAUUAUUAUUUUUAUUUAGUUUAGAAACGAUUUCUUUUGUUUUGAUGUUUUCCUUUAAUGUUAAAAGCAAGGACUUUUUUAUAAUUUUAAAUAGAAACAUUUAUGUAUACUAAGAAAAGAAUUUAUUAACAAUACACAUACAAAUUAAUAAAAAUCUAUUAAAAUAGAAACAAAUUUGAAAAAUGUUGGUUAGGAAACUGUUUAACCUUUUUCCAUUUCCGGUGGCAAUUACAAAAAUAUAAGCAUGUGUAUUGUUUGUGUUUAAAUUAUUACUUUAUGUUAAUUUAAUAAGUCUAAGUACAUAAAUGUAUAAUUUUAACAGCAUUUUGUGUAAUAUUUGUUUUUAUUUUAAAUUCCUUUUCAAACAUUUCUUUAUUUAUUUAUUUGUAAUUUUUGUUUAUAACAAAAUAUUAUGUGUGCUUUUGCUUUAAUGUUAAUAAUCAAUAUGAAAAUGUGUUAAUAAUAUUUUACAAAAAAAAAAAACAACCUACAAAUGUAAAUACAUAUUUAAAAGUUGUUUGGUUUAUUUUAAUUUUGCACUCUAUAAGACUGAAAUAAUAUGCAGAAAUAUAGUAUUUUUUUAACAAUAUUUAAAAUAGAGUUUUUGGCACAGUUUAAGUUGAAAUAAUUAACGGGUUUUGGGUUAUUUUAAUAUUAAAUUUAAUAAUUUUAUUAAAACUAAGGAGUGAGAUCGAAAAAUUCUUAACACACGUUUUUCAUUACAUUUUUUAACCCAAGUAUUAUUUGAAUUUUUUUUUGAUCAAGUUACCUUUGAAAAACAUGUCAGUUAUUAUGUGUAAUGUCAAUUAUAUUAAUUUUUUUGUUAAUCUGAUUAAAAUGAGUGACCAGAAAAAAGUGCGUACUGAAAUUAUUAAAUAUUUUCAACAAAACCCAACUUGGUCUUACAAAAAGUUGGCCAAGCAUACAAAGGUCUGCCGUCAAACUGUUUCCAAUGUUAUUAAACAGUACCGGGAGAACUUGUCAGUUGAUAGAAAACCUGGUUCAGGUAGAAGGAAUGGUCCACAUGAUGUUUCUAAAGCCAAAAAAAUAGAACGCAUUUUCAAAAGAGCUCCCAACACAUCCGGUAGGAAAGCAGCCCGGUUAGCUCAGUGCUCGGACUAUUUGGUACGAAAAGUUAAAGCUAAUGCAGGUUUAAAAACAUACAAGGCUCAAAAAGUUCCUGACAGGAACGCUACUAAAAAUUUAGAGGCCAAAAACAGAGCACGGAAAUUGAAGUCAAGUUUUAUAAAAAAAUAUUCUUGCUGCAUAAUGGAUGACGAAACGUAUGUUCUGGCAGAUUUUUCGCAACUUCCAGGUCAAAAAUUUUAUGUUGCUGAUGCUCGAGGGAAUGUUGAAGAAAAGUUUAGGACCCAAAAGCAGACAAAAUUUCCCAGAAAGUUCUUGGUAUGGCAAGCAAUAUGCAGUUGCGGCAAAAGAAGCCACUCAUUUGUUACAACGGGCUCUAUAAAUACCGAAAUUUACAUCAAGGAAUGUUUACAAAAAAGGCUGCUUCCAUUCAUAAGACUUCAUAAUGUGUCCACUUAUUUUUGGCCUGACUUGGCAUCCUGUCACUAUGGCAAACAAGCCCUUGAGUGGUACAAGAACAAUAAUGUGGUAUUUGUACCAAGAGAGGCAAAUCCUCCAAACUGCCCGGAGCUAAGGCCAGUGGAGAGAUAUUGGGCUCUUGUUAAAAGAGAAUUGAAGAGUACAAAAAAGGUGUCCAAAAGUGUGGUAGAUUUUAAACGGAGAUGGACUACAUGUUCGAGCAAAGUGACAGAAAGCACUAUAAAAACGUUAAUGGAAGGGUUUCCGAAAAAGGUUCAAAAUUUCAUCACUAGUGAUUAAAACUAUAAAAAUAAUUUUUUUUGUAAAUUGUAAUAAUAAUUUCAAUCAAAUAAAAAAAAAAUUAAAGCUGUAAGUUUAGUGGUUUCUUUUUUAUAAACAUAUAUGUAUGUUAAGAAUUUUUCGAUCUCACUCCUUAUGUUAAGAUCUUCGAACUGUUAAAUAACAUGAUGUUAAACUGUUUUAAAUGUCUAAUAACACAAAAGCAUUAGUGAAUCAACUAAAGAAUUGAAUGAAUAAUAUCUUGCCUAAUUCCAACAAUAACUGUAUAAUGUUUACAAAAUAUUUAUGAAAAUUAAUGAUUUUUAACGAAAUCAAAAAUUACAAGAUUUUAUCAUUUAAAUUCCGCACGAAUUCUUUAACUUAAAUAAAGCCUUAUUUCAUAAAACAAAGUAAAUAAAAUGAUGGAAAUAUAAAUUAAAUUAUUUAUAAAAUAAGACUAGGCAACUAAAAGCACACAUAAAUUAUUUCAAAUCAAAAAUUUUUUAAGGGUUUUCACAACUUAAUAAAAUUGUUUCUUCCCUUAAUAAUUAUUUUCUACAUUUUAUUUUAUAAAUGUUAAUUUGUUUUUUAAAUUUUAAGACUAUUUUUGUUUGUAAAUUAUUAAAACUUUUUUGUCUAAACAACAACAAAAAAACGAGCAAUAUUUUAUAUACAUUUUAACAAAUUUUAAAAGCAUUUAUCAUAAAAAAAAAUUUCUAAACUAAUUUAUGUUUUUCUUGCUGUUUUUUUUAUACAAAUAAUGUUUUCUUUUUAAUCUUUAUAAUGCAUCAUUUUCUUAUUUAACAAAAUAUUUUAUUAUUUUUAUUUUCAAUUAAAGGAAAAAUCAAAAAAUAAACAUUACAAUAAUUUUUAGCUUAGUUUUUAAGUAAGAAAAAUUGCAUUUCGUUUACAAGAAAAAAAAAGAAGAAAAAUAUUGUUUUUUAUAUUUAUUAUUAUUUUUUUUUUAACAAAUCACAUACAUCAUUAUAUAAAAAAAUGUUUUUAUUAAGUAUAUAACAUACAUUACUAAAAACAAAUGUUUAAUAAUUUAAUAAAUUUUAUAUUUUAUACACCAUUAAGAAAAUAUAUUAAAAA